GAUAAUGGGAAGAUCGCCUUGCUGUGACAAAAAUACCCUCAAGAAAGGUCCAUGGACCCCGGAAGAAGACGCGAAGCUCACGCACCACAUUCAGAUGCAUGGCCCUGGAAAUUGGAGAACCCUUCCUAAAAUUGCUGGUCUUGAAAGAUGUGGGAAGAGUUGUCGGCUUCGUUGGACUAAUUAUCUAAGGCCAGAUAUCAAGAGAGGAAGAUUUUCUUUUGAGGAAGAGGAAACCAUAAUCCAACUCCAUAGUGUUCUUGGCAACAAGUGGUCUGCAAUCGCGGCACGUUUGCCAGGAAGAACGGAUAACGAAAUAAAGAAUUACUGGAACACACACAUUAGAAAGAGGCUCCUACGAAUGGGAAUCGACCCGGUGACUCAUGCCCCUCGUCUCGACCUAUUAGACCUUUCAUCGCUUCUCGUUAAUUCGCCUCAACUCAAUAAUUUAUCGAAUCUUAUUUGCCUCCAAACAAUUAUGAAUCCAGAAGCACUAAGAGUUGCUCUUACUCUUAUUUCACCACAAAAUGAAAACCAAUUAUUAAAUUAUCAGAAUCAGCAUCAGCAUCAGUUUCAGAAUCAGGCUCCAUCAGUUAUCCAGCCUAAUCAGUCGUCGUUUGAUAAUAUUAUCACCCAACAAAUCCCAUCAAAUAAUCCCACCACUUCUUCAUUCAACAAUCAGUCUCAAUCCUUGCAAGGUGAUUAUUUGAGCAGUAGCCCACAUUUUCCUGUGGGCCCCACAAACUCAACCUACCAAUUAUUAUUUCAAGAUAAUAAUUGUGCAACUAUUAAUAAUGCUCAUAAUAAUAAUAAUAAUGCAAGUACUAAUGAUCAAAGUCUUGACACUUAUUUACCAAUCUGCCAUGGAAUAUCUGAUCAAAUGAAAGUGGAUUUGUCGUCGUCGUCGCCUUCGGAGAAUUUCGGAUUCGAUUCGGUUUUGUCUUCAACGCCUCUCUCUAGCCCGGCUCCUCCCAAUACGACGAGCUCAGCCGUCGGCCUUACGAUCAAUGGCACCACAGAAGAUGAGAGAGAAAGCUUUUGUAGUAACCUAUUGAGGUUUGAAAUUCCUGAGGGUUUUGAUUAUUUUGAUGAUUUCAUGUAAGAAAAAGAUUGAAAGUUGUUUUAUUUAUUUA
This is a messenger RNA of Erythranthe guttata (spotted monkey flower), 1130 nucleotides long. RefSeq names its product transcription factor MYB41. Lineage: Eukaryota; Viridiplantae; Streptophyta; Magnoliopsida; Lamiales; Phrymaceae. The record is from RefSeq and is a predicted model, not a curated record.